AUGCAUCAUCGAUGUGCUCCAAAAUGGAGGCACCAUCAAGAGCUCCAAAAUGGAGGCAAAUAUCAUCUUGAAAAUAAAAAAUUCACGUACAAGGAAUUGGAGUUCAUUACUGAUAACUUUAGCAAGAUCAUCGGAGAAGGAAGGUUCGGAACUGUUUACUAUGGCCAUUUGGAAGAUGCUACUAAAGUUGCUGUCAAGUUGCUAAUCAAAUCAUCUUCACAAGGAAAAGAAGAUUUUCUUUCUGAGGCUGAACAUUUGUCAAGGGUCCAUCACAAGAAUUUGGUUUCUUUGGUUUGUUAUUGCAUGGAUGAAGAUCAUUUGGCACUCCUAUACUCCGAUUUUGCUGGAUGCUUAGAUAGUAGAAGAUCUACUUCAGGCUAUAUUUUUAUGCUUGCUAGAGGGGCUAUAUCUUGGAAGAGCGUCAAGCAGAUGCUAAUAACCACUUCUACUAUGGAGGCAGAGUUGAUAGCAUGCUAUGACGCGUCUAAUCAAGGGAUUUGGCUGCAGAACUUCAUCACAGCAUUUCAGAUCAUUAAUGGCAUUGACAGACCACUGAGGAUCUACUAUGAUAAUAAAGCCGCAGAAUUUUAUGCCAAGAACAACCGCAGUUCGUCGAAGUUUAAACAUAUCGACAUCAAGAGGCCGAUGAUGACUGAUUUGGUGAUGGAGCUAAAGGAGUGCUUGGCAAUGUACACUAAUGGAGAUAAGAUGUUGGAAGCACUGAGAAGGUCCUUCGGCUCCAGUUCAGAUCCCCUGUCCCCAUUUUCCUCUGUCCUCGUAUCACAUUAUCGAUUCGACGGAUCAGAUUAA
Messenger RNA from Zingiber officinale, 810 nucleotides. Its product is annotated as putative receptor-like protein kinase At3g46340. The transcript has 5 exons. Gene Ontology annotation, molecular function: protein kinase activity; ATP binding. The coding region runs from base 1 to 810 and encodes 269 amino acids. Gene Ontology annotation, biological process: protein phosphorylation. The record is from RefSeq and is a predicted model, not a curated record. NCBI's taxonomy places the organism in Eukaryota, Viridiplantae, Streptophyta, Magnoliopsida, Zingiberales, Zingiberaceae.